Linum tenue is the source of this 3336-nucleotide messenger RNA. The record is from the annotation of a GenBank genome assembly. Lineage: Eukaryota; Viridiplantae; Streptophyta; Magnoliopsida; Malpighiales; Linaceae.
AUGUUUGAUCAAACAAAUGAGCUGGUCAGGAGUUUCCGUAGAGUUGGCAGGGAGGUCCAGGAUCCAGUUAAUCACAAUUUGCGGCUAAGGAUAACAGGUGCUCGCGAAGAAACAAACCGACAGUACGCUCUACCCACUGGUUCGGAUAUAGAGGGACUACAACGCAUAAACUGCCUUAAUCCAAAGUUCCAUGCUCUGCAAUUCCCUAUCCUUUUCCCCUACGGGGAGGACGGCUUCCACUUGGGUAUAAAGUAUAAUCCUGUCCAUGCCUCGGCCAAUUCAAAAAGGAAGAAUGUAACUGAACGAGAGUUCCACGCAUUUCGACUACAACACCGUGCCAGUGAAGGACAGUCUUUGAUGCGUGGGGGCAAGGCUCUACAGCAUUACUGCGUAGAUGCAUUUUCGACUAUUGAGCAGAAUCGGUUAAAGUUCCUAAGGCUUAACCAACCGCUCCUGCGUGCUGAACUCUACAAAGGAAACGAGGUGGGAACGAUUUUGCCAGCAACAUAUACAGGUGGCCCUCGGUACAUGAAGCAUCAGUAUCUUGAUGCCAUGGCCAUCUGCAGGCGCAUAGGAAAUCCGGACCUGUUCAUCACAUUUACAUGCAAUGCACAGUGGCCUGAAAUAACCCAAGCCUUUCAGACAGUAUGGCUGCAUGAGAAUGCCAAACUUAGAACUGUCGAAUCCAUCGACUCGGUUAUCUCUGCCGAGCUCCCAGAUCCACAAAAAGACCCUCUUGGCUAUGCAGCGGUCACAAAAUUCAUGCUUCAUGGACCCUGCGGUCAGUGCAACCAAAAAUCUCCGUGCAUGGUCGAUGGAAAAUGCAAGAAAUUUUUCCCAAAACCUUUCAACUCGACGACUACUUAUGAUCACAAUGGCUACAUUGUUUACCGCCGCAGAGAUCAUGGCCAGACUUUUGACAAGGGCAAUGGCAUCCUUGAUAAUCGACAUGUUGUGCCAUACAAUCGAAACCUGCUGGUGAUGUUCCAGGCUCACAUAAAUGUUGAGAUCUGCCACAAAGGAAGACUUAUCAAGUAUUUGUUCAAGUAUGUGACAAAAGGGCCCGAUCGUGCAACAGGCUUACAGUCAGUUCUAGAGGAUCCAGAAAAGGCAAAGACUAUGUUGACAGAAUACUUCACUCUCAAUCGUGUCGAUCCGGAGGCUAGAUCAAUACCAUACGCAGAUAUCCCAUCUCACUACACAUUCCAUUUACGACCAAAACAUUGGGCGAGACGAAAGCAGGGUAAUGUUAUCGGUCGCAUUGUUUUUAUCCCGCCCGGGACAACGGAUGUAUAUUUUCUUCGUCUGUUGCUUACAAAGAUCAGCGGUGCUACGAGCUUUGAGGAUCUCAUGACUGUUGAUGGAUACCUAUGUAAAGACUAUGAAGAUGCAUGCCUCAGGCGUGGUUUUUUGAGCGAUGAUGAUGAAUCUCAGGCAGCUAUAGGGGAGGUUGGACAGUGGGGAAUGCCGACCUUGCUUAGAUCUCUGUUUGUCUUACUUUUGUUGCAUUCAGAGGUUGCUGACCCGCGAAAGUUGUUUGAAGAUAAUUGGAAACUUCUUGCAGAUGAUCUAUGUUAUCAAACCCGCAGAGCUCUGGACCUACAGUACUUUCAACCACCGCCUGAAUUCCUACGCAGUGAGGUCUUGAAGCACAUUGAAACUCUUUUGCAUGCCCAUUCUAAGGAGCUUGCCAACUAUAAUCUGCCACUUCCAGUCAGAGACAGCGGCGAAUUGCUUGGGAACAGGCUGGUUUGUGAGCACCUUAACUAUGACCUAUGCAUGCAACAACGCACAGCAGACGGGAUCUUUGCAACACUCAACAGUGAACAAAUUGAAGCCUAUCACAAUGUUAUGGAAUCUGUCAACAGUGGGGUGGGAAGGUUUUACUUUCUAUAUGGACAUGGUGGUACAGGAAAGACUUAUUUGUACAACACAAUAGUGGCAAAACUUCGCAGUCAGCAAAAGAUAGUACUGGUUGUGGCCUCAUCAGGCAUAGCGGCGACACUACUCCCAGAUGGAUCAACUGGUCAUUCAAGGUUUAAAAUUCCAAUUGACAUAGAUGGUUCUUCCACCUGCAGAGUAAAGAGAGGUACUCACUUGGCAGAGUUGUUGCAACGAACCUCACUCAUUGUUUGGGACGAGGCUCCCAUGACUCAUCGGUUUUGUUUUGAGGCUCUUAGCAAGACACUGUGCGACAUCAUGGAUGUGCCAUUAGCUGGUCAAUCCUACAAACCAUUUGGUGGGAAAACGAUCCUCAUGGGUGGGGACUUUCGUCAAAUUCUGCCGGUCGUGGCUGGGGGAGGCCGGGAAGCAACUUUGAAUGCAUCAAUUGUGCGCUCUCCCCUGUGGACGCAUUGCCACCUGCUCUUUUUGCACCAAAACAUGCGCAUCAAUCAUGAUGUUGUCAAUACCAAGAUGAUAUUCAGUGGAAUGACAUUCCCACAAUGGGUGCUUGCCAUUGGAGAUGGGCUCGCACCAGUGAAGUGCCUCGGUGAAAAUGCCGAACUCGCACGGAUCGAAAUUCCGCAGUACCUCAUCCUUCCACCAAAUGGCACAUCAAUUCAGCCAAUCAUUGAUUUUGUCUUCCAUGGACUACUUGAUCUAUACAGGUCAGUUUCCUUUCUUAAAAAUCGUGCUAUAGUUACACCAACAAACGAAACUGUUUCUGCGAUUAAUUCUGCAGUGCUGUCACGUAUUCCUGAAGAAACAAAGGUGUAUUACAGCAUAGAUAGUUUGUGCACUGAAUCCACUGAUAGUUCUGACCUUGACAGCCUCUACCCCAUAGAAUUUUUAAACUCAUUGUCUUUCAAUGGGUUACCUGAGCAUGAGCUUACUCUCAAACUGUACGCACCCAUCAUGCUGCUCCGGAAUAUAGAUCCACCUGCUGGAUUGUGCAAUGGAACGCGAUUGAUGGUUACACAUCUUGGGAAUAAUGUUGUCAAGGGACUCAUACUAACUGGCACAUACGAGGGAAAGACAGUUGCUAUCCCGAGAAUUGCUCUGAAUUUCAGUGAACAUAAAUGGCCUUUUACAAUGAAACGACGGCAGUUUCCAAUCCGCCUAUGCUACGCCAUGACGAUAAACAAAAGCCAGGGCCAGACUCUAGAAAGAGCGGGAGUCUUCCUUCCCAAACCUGUAUUCAGCCAUGGUCAGUUAUACGUGGCUGUCUCCCGAGUUCGAUCAGCUGAGGGACUGCGCUUCCUCAUUCACAAUGAGGACGGGUGCGAUGCAACAUGCACCAAAAAUGUUGUUUACACGGAAUUGUUUGCCGAGCUAUCCAUGUCAGGUAAUAUCUACUCAUUCGUUACUAAAAUAUUACCAGCCUACCCAAAGUGA